Cheilinus undulatus (humphead wrasse) is the source of this 1181-nucleotide messenger RNA. RefSeq names its product chemokine-like factor. Bases 243 to 695 code for a protein of 150 amino acids. NCBI's taxonomy places the organism in Eukaryota, Metazoa, Chordata, Actinopteri, Labriformes, Labridae. The record is from RefSeq and is a predicted model, not a curated record. The transcript is spliced from 4 exons. Gene Ontology annotation, cellular component: membrane.
UUGCUUAAUAAUGUGGAAAGCGGUGUAGUUCAAUCUGCAAGGAUGACUCGCAGCCCCGGUUGGGGGACGUUCUACGGCUCUGAAUAUUUGCGAUGACAGUAAGAGCUCUUAUUUGUGUGACUUGAGUAGAAGCAGCGGUUGUGAAAAUAUUGCACAUCUUACAGUCAUUUCCUUUGCAGCUAAAAGGAAAUAGUUUCAGGAAACAGGCAGACUGAGCUAUCUUUUGCAAAUAAAAUAGCAACAUGUCAGAGGAUCAAAACACAAAAACAUCAAUGGAGGUGGACAUAGCAUUUCUCAAAUCCAAGAGGGGGAUCCUGAAAGCUGCAGAAAUGGGGACUCUGUUUGUGGCGUUUGUGUGUUUCAGUGUGGUGUCAGCUCCAGGGUUCAUCACAGCCACUGUGUUGGAGUUUCUGAUCACUUUAUUCCUCUUGUUGCUCUACAUGCUUAAAUUCAACAAAAGGCUGACUUUCUUCUUCUGGCCUCUUGUUGAUGUUAUUAAUUCAGUGUUUGCAGCACUUUUCUUCAUUGUCCUGAGCCCGCUGGCUCUGACUACAUAUACGGCAACAGGCACGCUGGUUGGAGGGAUAGUUGGUUUGCUGACUGUUGGCCUGCUGUGUGCGGAUGGUUACACCCUUUUCAGGAAAAUCACAUUCAACAACCCGAGAAGAGAAGCCCCGAGACAGGACAAGGAAUGAUUCAUUUCACCAUAAAUCAGUAAAGUUUAUGCAUAGUCCUGACAAUGAACUUUGUAACCUUAUUGUAAGGUUGUACAGCGCAAUACGUUUGCAGAUGUUUUAAACCAGUCAGUUGCAGGACUGUUUCCAGGGCUGGACUGUGAAUGUUCCCCUGGAGAAGAGGAGAGCUUUCUGGGGUCCUGCCACAUGCGGGGGUCCAUGGGGAUCAGCAAAAACAUUUUCCUUGUAAAAAUGACAUUUUUUUAAUUUUUAAACUUAUUAUUUAACAAAAAUAUGCAUUCAAUUUUUUGCUCCUUUUGUAGCAUGUUUCCUGUUUGAAAAUUAAAGCUGUUAGCAGUAAUGCAUUAAUCACAAUUAAUUAAGGUCCAAAAUGAGUGCAUUUUUUAUUUGUAUGCUUUGAUGUCUGUUUCAGCACACUUUGAUUAAGCCACUGCAAGUUUCCCUGAAGCCACAGCGAUGUUAAAUAAACCCACUGCUGCACCUUAA